AUGAGUUCUCAAAACAGCUGUGUCAAUGCUUCCCCAAGCUCCAACACACUCAGCGCAAGCACAACUUCAACCUCUACGGUUCGAUCGCGUCCUCGCCGCUUAGUUUCAUUCAUGGACGACGAAGACGACAGCAAUCCUGUUACGAACUACUCCUACCAGGACGAUGCCCAGCCCUUUUCCUCGGGCUUGUCAACGACUCUUGCGCCCUCCGAGGGUGGAACGACUCGGUCCCGCGGAGCGACUCCCUCGCCAUUGUCAUCCCGCGGAGCGUCACCACUUCCAAUCAAGCACCUAUCACGCGCGACCGAAUCGAUCAAUCGUGGUGCUCGCAGUGGGCCAACAUCGUUUCCUUGGAGUGGGUCAUCAAAGGCCUCGUCGUCGGGAGGUGCUGCGGACUUUCUGGACUCCUCGUGGUCCUCUCUUCAAAACCUGGCGUCUUCAGUACUCGGGAGUGAUGCCGGGCAAGCCACUUCGAAUAAUGUGACAAAGACACACACGCGGAGGAAACCAUCUCGGUCUGACGUAUAUAUCAAGAGUGCCCCCAGAUCGACCUGGGGUCCAUCGGCACCGACCGCUCCGCAGUUCGGAACCGGGACAAAGGAGGAGCGACAGGCUUUGGUCCAGGCCAAAAAGAGAGAAGCGCUGCUUCUCGCUGAUAGUGACCCGAUCGCAAGCCGUACGCUCCCUCACAAAAGACGCGACUCUGGCGACAUCUCAUAUCAAGCGUUCGAGCCGGAGCAUGAUGAAGACGCUCUGGCCUAUAUCCACAAAGUGCAACCCACAGACACCAUCACCGGCGUGACGAUCAGGUAUGGCUGCCACCCUGCAGUGUUUCGGAAGGCGAACGGUUUCUGGCCCAACGACAACAUUCAGAGCAGAAACACUGUUCUCUUACCAGUCGAUGCGUGCUCUGUGAAAGGCCGGCCUGUUCCCAGAGCGCCUGUUGAUCUUUUGAGCGACAAUGACGAAGAUCCCAGGGACAGCUCGAUAGCCCCCACGGCUGAUGAUACCUCAGCUGAACAGGAUACGCCCGCAACCGCGCCUGGGGCCGAUGGCAAUCAUGCUUGGAAGCAUGAAUCGUGGGUACACAUGGAUGGGUUUCCUGGACCAGUGCAAAUUGGCCGUGUUCCUCGGAGAGCAUUGGGAUUCUUUCCGCGUACGCGUCGAAAAUCUAUAUCUUAUUCGGAUGCAGAACCUCCCGAUCUUUACCGAGAAACAGUCACUCCUCCGUCUCCUACCGGGUCACCACCUUCCCCUUCGUCCUUUGGCUUACUGCCCCGAACUCGACCGAAUGGCGAUCUGCCCAAACCCAGACCCACACACCCCACUCGUCCUCAGCAUCGCCGCCAGCGCAGUAGUAUCCAGCUGUCUGCCACUGGGGUGGGAACCCUUGACCCCACCUCGACUGGUCCAGGGCCUGCAUUAGAUGGGUUCACCCGGUUCUUCGCACAGCACAUGCCGAAUCUCACACCGGCACAACCCCCAGAAAAUUCCCGGGCAACUUCUUUUGAAUCCGCAUCCACUGUCCCAUCCAAUGCAUCGACUGGCCUUGAGAACAUUGGCGGGGCUUUUGAGGGGUGGGUUCGAAAGGUAGCAACGCGCGCUAAGGCCGGCAUCAAUGAGCUGCAGCAGGGACCAUCCACCCAACAGGGUAGCAGCAGGGGUCGCAAUAUGUGGCGGAUGGACGACCUAAUUGAGCUUGAUGAUGGGAUGGUGGAUGACCGGAACUCCCCCAGCCCGCUCAAGGGUGCAUCGCGGAGGUCUGAGUUACAGACCACCUCAUCCUCAUCCUCAUCUAAUCGAUACAAUAGCCCUUCGGCGGUGGCAGCGAGCAGGUCUCGUGCGACUGGUUUUGGUUCGGGCUCCGGUUCAUCCGCAUAUGGCGAGCGAGUUAAGGAUGAUUAA
Penicillium hordei is the source of this 1905-nucleotide messenger RNA. Its product is annotated as putative LysM domain protein. The transcript has a single exon. The coding region runs from base 1 to 1905 and encodes 634 amino acids. The record is from RefSeq and is a predicted model, not a curated record. Lineage: Eukaryota; Fungi; Ascomycota; Eurotiomycetes; Eurotiales; Aspergillaceae.